This is a messenger RNA of Solanum lycopersicum (tomato), 1435 nucleotides long. Its product is annotated as probable protein phosphatase 2C 10. Gene Ontology annotation, biological process: peptidyl-threonine dephosphorylation. NCBI's taxonomy places the organism in Eukaryota, Viridiplantae, Streptophyta, Magnoliopsida, Solanales, Solanaceae. The record is from RefSeq and is marked validated. Gene Ontology annotation, molecular function: protein serine/threonine phosphatase activity.
CAAAAGCCUUUUCUUGACAGCCAUUUCUCCCCUGCACACACAGCGAAUCCAACUUUUUUUCUCUCACAAACUCCAUUAAACUCGUAAAAUAAUUCAUCCAGUUCUAUCUUAUUUCUUUAAAUCUCUUAUUUUUGGUUCUGUUUAAACAUAAUAUAUAUAUAUUUAUUUAUUUUCGUUCAAGCUAAAAGUCAAAUCUUAUUGAUAUAUCACUCUUUGUACCUUUGGAAUUUUGUAGACUGGUGGAUCGGUGGUUGUGAAUAUCAAGAUUUUUAGGAGGGGUUAUGGUACACGUUGCUUACUAUAGGAGGCAGCUUAGGUGUGACUGAUUAUAUGGAUAAUUUAUGCUGCUUUAAUUCAAAGUUCUCGAAGCUUGCAGGAGGACGGUCAUCAUGUAGCUCUGGCAAAGGAAGAAGCAAUCAAGGGCCUACCAAGUAUGGCUUCAGCCUGGUUAAGGGGAAAGCUAAUCACCCCAUGGAAGAUUACCAUGUUUCUAAAUUUGUCCAAUUGCAUGGACAUGAACUAGGACUCUUUGCUAUUUAUGAUGGGCAUUUGGGAGAUAGCGUGCCUGCCUAUUUACAAAAGCAUUUGUUUUCCAAUAUCUUAAAUGAGGAGGAUUUUCGGAAUGACCCUCAUAGGGCAAUUUUAAAAGCAUAUGAGAGAACAGAUCAGGCUAUUCUUUCACACUCUCCUGAUCUUGGAAGAGGUGGCUCCACUGCCGUGACUGCCAUUCUUAUAAAUGGUCGUAAGCUAUGGGUAGCAAAUGUUGGGGAUUCGAGAGCAGUCCUUUCUAGGAGGGGUCAGGCCAUCCAGCUCUCGAUUGAUCAUGAACCAAACACCGAACGAGAUGACAUUGAAAACAGAGGUGGUUUCGUCUCAAACAUGCCAGGAGAUGUUGCUAGAGUGAAUGGCCAACUAGCUGUAUCUCGAGCUUUUGGUGACAAAAACUUGAAAUCACAUUUGAGCUCUGAUCCUGAUGUAACAAAUGCUGAUGUUGAUGCGGAAACAGAUCUUCUCAUACUUGCAAGUGAUGGUCUAUGGAAGGUAAUGUCUAAUCAAGAGGCAGUUGACAUUGUGAGGAAGGUCAAAGAUCCAGAGAAGGCAGCCAAGCAAUUAGCGAUCGAAGCAUUGGUCAGAGAAAGCAAAGAUGAUAUCUCAUGCAUUGUUGUCCGAUUUAAGGGGUAAUUUUGAUCCAUGGGAAUUUAUCGCAGUGUGCAGUAUAUAUAUUUAUUAGAGGGGUAUUUGUUAGAUGAGGCACUUCUAUAGACUGACAGAAUGCAUAAAGUCUCGGACAAUCCUGCAUAAAUUAUUAAAAUGUUUCCAGAAAAGAGAUUAUGCUAUGUUCCUCUCCCCCAACCCUCUGUAAUAUUUAAAUUCUUUACUCGGGCCGUGUGGUUGUUAUGUGUUGAUUUAUUCAGUUUGUAGAUUCUCAGUAUCA